GCCGCGUCUUGGCUUUUGGCACGUCUACGGCCCCUUGGCCGUGCUGCCUUGUUUGCAGAGCUUCCAAAACGAUGUGCCGCUGCAGAGCCUGAUUUCGGCAUGUCUUGGACGCAAGACCCGCGGGAGGAUCGGGAGGCAAGCAGCGCAAGCCCCAGUCGGGGCUUUGGGCGAUGGUUUUCCGACCUCGCCAGCGCUGGCCGGGAGGUGAAGCGUGUGGCCAAGGAGACCCGAGAUGCCAUGGUCCUGCUGAGGCACAGCGCCAAGCAUGGGGAUCAACAGGCCAGGCCGGCUGAAGGCCUAAGCCAGUCCUUGCGGGUGGAGGUGCUCUCUGCGUCGGACCUCUCUUACGUGAAGUCCCUUCCGGUGCCCUACUGCGUGGUGGUCACCGGCUAUCCGGACCAGACUUGGGGGAAGAAGCUCGGCCGCGAGUGCAAGACGGCGCCCGCGCUGCGUCAGCGGCACCCGCGCUGGAACGCACUCUGCCACGUGGCCUUCCCCCCAGAGCAGGUCUCCGCGUCCCGUGUGGACUUCCAGAAGCCGGACGCCGCAGCGCCCUCCGCCGACCCGCCCGAGCUCUGCGUGCGCGUGCUGGACGCCGGCGGCCUCCGCGGCGACCGGCUCUGCGGCGAGGCGCGGGUGCCGCUGCGCGGCCGCCGCGGCGCCGGGACCUUCCGGCUGCUGGGCGGCGGCUACGCCACGGUGUCGCUGCGCUGGAGCGACCGGCGUGGGGAGAUCCAGCUGACGGAGGUGUCUCCUGAGGACGAGGCCUUCGAACGCGCCUGCGCCUUCUGGGCGCGGCACGAUCUGGGCGACCUCGCGGGCGUGACGCACGCGCAGCUGGAGCUGGCGGCCAUGCUGGCCACGGAGCCGAAUGGGUCCAGAAGUGCCCAGCUGCAGAUGAACGAAAUCAUUCUCCAAGCACCACUGUCGGCGUUGCUGCUGAACCACCUGGAUCCACGAGAGAUCCAGGGCCUGGAAGUGCAAAGCCCAGGCAGCCAUUCGCUGAUGACCGUCUUGUCGGAGCACCUGCAUCUCUUCACACCCCUUGCUGGGAGCCGCCUUGUAGGUGCCUUGGUGGAGAGGCUCCCGAUGGUUCGUGGCUCGGUGACAUUGGAAGAUCCCUGCUACCUGGUGGUGCAGCGCUGCGCAGAAGCGUGGGAGGACUUCCUCCUAAAGAUCUUUCUGCACUUCCGGGGCAAAGAACUCUUGGAGCUGAAGCGUUUGGUGGACGCGGCGGGCGGCGGGCGAGACUUGCGGAACACUGUGUACACGGUGAUCACCCACGAGGCCCGGCGGGCUGCCUUGCUGAAACACUUCGAAGAAGAGGCGGAAAGGCUGGAGGACUUCCCGCUGCACAUCUUGGCCGACAUCGACCAGACCGUAUUCGUCGGGACCUUCGGCGCAGGUGGGCCAAAGUUUCCCACCGGCCCUGUCCCUGGAGCGCUGGCGCUCUUCCGUGCGCUCGGGGGCCGGGUGACCUUCUUGUCGGCCCGGCCACCCAUCUGGGAGGGACAGACCAGGCGCCUCCUAGAUGAGAUCGGCAUCGCCGAAGCGGUGGUGCUGCCCGGCUCAUUGAAGGCCAUUGCACAGGUGCUCUACGCUCCGGAACAGGCGAAGGUGGCCAUGGCCGAGAGGAAGACGGAGGUCUUCGGGCAGUUCGCCACCUUACACCCCGAGGCCCAGUUCAUCUUCAUUGGAGACAGUGGUGAGGGCGACAUCGACUUCGCUGAGGAGUUCAUGGCCGCGUCGCGGACGCGGAACCUGCGGCGCCCGCCCCGGGCAGCGCUGAUCCACGAUGUGGCCAGGGCCGAUGGCAUUGUGCCAAAGAGCAAUGCUGCACGGAGAAACGAAUUGCGCAUGAGGGGCAUCCAUGUCUUUGACACCUAUGCUGGUGCUGCCUUGGAGCUUUUCAUGCUGGGGCUGUUGGAUGGGGAGGGCUUGCGGCAGAGCGCCCAUGGAUGCCUGGAGGAGUUUGGAGAGAUCGAUGUGGUGGAGUUUGCCUCGAAUGAGGUCUUCGAGACGCGGCGCAUGGAGCUGCUGCGGGACGUGCGGGAGGUGAACGCGGCGAUGCGCUCGGCCGAGCAGUGGAGGUUGCGCUCGGGCUCCGCUGCGGGCGCAUGUGACGCUGGCUACCCAGAGCAGGAGCGACAUGAACGGCUUUCUGAAGGGUGAACUCUCCAAGGUGAACCCUCUCCGUGGAACCGGCGGGUGGCGGAGCGCCGAACGGAUCAACACCCUCGGACCACCCUCCCACCGGUGGCGCACCCAACGCCUCGGCCGUACCCGAGUGGGUGGGAAAGGCGAGGGAACGGUGACAACCCGACCAGUGGACCAAUCCUUGUCGCUGAAGCGGCCUAGGGCUGCUCAGUCAGCAUCGAAACUAUGAGUUUUCCUGUUCGUUUAGCUGAAGUGCGGGUGUGGAUCACAACCUACUUAGACCACCAAAAAGGGCUCCCGUUUUUCACCCUUGGACCAUGUUUCUUUUCACAAUCCCUUUUCUUUCCACCCUCAAAACUAAC
Durusdinium trenchii is the source of this 2519-nucleotide messenger RNA. Lineage: Eukaryota; Dinophyceae; Suessiales; Symbiodiniaceae. The record is from the annotation of a GenBank genome assembly.